AUGCAGUGGUCAGGCUGGCCCGAGCGCCCAGCGGGAUGUCCCACCGGCGCAUGCUGCAUGCCGGACGAGCACGCGCUGGCAGAGGGAGGCGAGCACCAAGCUGCAGUGGCGCGAGUCCAUGUUGAGGAGGAGCGCCGGCAGGCAGAAGAGGAGGUCCACGGCGGCGAAGCGCCGACAGGCAUGACAGAGCGUGGAGGUGAGGAUGCGGAAGGUGUGGCAGCAUCGGGGCCACGUGCGGGCGUGCGGCGCGGUGCUGAGGAGCACCGAGGGCGACGCGGUAUAGCUAUGGAAGUACGGAGACGAGGAGGAGCAGAGUAG
This is a messenger RNA of Miscanthus lutarioriparius, 318 nucleotides long. The record is from the annotation of a GenBank genome assembly. Lineage: Eukaryota; Viridiplantae; Streptophyta; Magnoliopsida; Poales; Poaceae.